Messenger RNA from Polistes canadensis, 2153 nucleotides. RefSeq names its product meteorin-like protein (gene Metrn). The record is from RefSeq and is a predicted model, not a curated record. Bases 864 to 1853 code for a protein of 329 amino acids. Gene Ontology annotation, molecular function: hormone activity. The transcript has 3 exons. NCBI's taxonomy places the organism in Eukaryota, Metazoa, Arthropoda, Insecta, Hymenoptera, Vespidae.
CGUGUGCAGCGCGCAAGUAGUAGUAUUGGAUGCCAUUGUUGCAAGUUGCUCUGUCGAGUGAACUUGCGUCUGUAUUUGCACGUAAGACAAUUAUUAUAUACAAAGUAACGAAGGAUAUUUAUUUGAGAAGAGACAACGAAUAACGUAUGGAGAAAGAAGACAAGUUUUAUCGCAGACGCAGUUUCGAUAAUUUCAUAAUAACCAAGCGUACUUAUAAAAGCAAGAAACACAUCUUUCUCGAUUGUAUUGUACGCAAUACACACGUGUGUUUGCCUCGAGCUCGAUAGCUAUACUAUACAUAUACACAAUGCGAUGUGAUCGCCGAUGAUACGCAACGAAAUCAUAAAGAAAUUCUUUCGCGCGUCAGCGAACACUGAACAAGCAUUCGAAAAGAAGGCAACGACUCUUGAGAGAGAGAAAAAGAGAGAGAGAGAGAGAGAGAGAGAGAGGGAGAGAGAGAAAGAGAGAAAGAGAGAGAGAGAAAGAGAGAGAGAGCACCUAAUCCAAUGGUACAACCUGUUAGUCGUUUCUAGACUCGACUUUUAAAAUCAACAUAGUAAUGGACCACCCACUUCACUCACGAACUUUGCAUAUCUAAGGGGAUCUUUAGAAAAAGGAAGGCCAACUUUUAAGGGACAAGUUUUCAAAGAAAGACAUUUUACCGGACGACUUUUAGUACAAAAAAAAAAUACAAAUGUUGUUGAGAGAUUUGAAUGAACAGCCGUAACGAGGGUCAACAGUUAUAAGAAUAUAUAGAUAGAUCUAUAAAUAGAAAGGAAGGUAAAAAUUCCUAACAAGGGGGACAAAGGUAUAAAGUAAAAAGAAAAACCCUACAAAGGAAAAUAUUCGAAGGGAAAAGAAAAAUGAAACUAAUCGGACCUUUUGGUUUUGCGGCGAUAAUACUAUCCCUUGUCGUCAUCCUAGGUGGUAUACCUACGGUAUCGUCGCAAGAGCAUGCCACUCUUCUACCUGCUGACGAAUGCGAUUGGAUCGGAAGUGGUGGAGGUGGCCGGGGAGUACGACCCGUUUAUCUUCGAUGUUCAAGAGGGACCGUUUUAUGGCGUUAUCCUCGAGGAGCCUUGAGGAUAGUUUUAUCAGUGGGUGCGGUAAUAAGCAGUUCAGCUAUUGGAUCUCGAUCUGGUAUUAAAAGUGUUCCAUUGGCAAAUGGGAAGAGAGUUAAUGAAAUUGGGCCCAAAUCGAAUUCCGGAUCAAGCGGUUUUCGCGUUUGCGUUAAGGCAUCAGGCCCAACAAGGAUAUAUUUGGAAAGCAACGGUACGCUGAGGCCAGUUUACUCGCCGCGCGAUGGAAAAAACGAAGCGUCUCACCGUUGUUUUUAUACAAAAAAACAACGUACAGCUCUCUACGUCGAGGCAGACGAAUUAACCGCAAAUAAUAAUCGCGCUAAGUUACAAUACGACGUAGAACCGUUCGUUAUUAAUCAUAGCACGCCGGACGAGUCAGACGAGGAAGCGGAAUGUAGACCUUGUUCAAUGAAGGAACUAGCUGAGGCUUACUGUCAGAGUGACUUUGUUGGUAGAGGUACCGUCACUGCUGUACAAAGGAAACCCGAGCUCGAAGCUGCCGAAUUAAUUUUUAGGAUAACGAAAACUCUUCACAGAGUUGAGGAAACUGAGACCAACGAGGUAUUCUCCAUUCUUCCAAAUCCUCAUCUCGAAAAGAGCAUCCGUAUAAGAGUAUCUUCUGCUUGUGACGCUCGUCAUGGCCAGGGAGAAUUUGUAAUAAUGGCUCGUAGAAGACUCGACGAUCUCACGCUUGUUUGUGCACCAAGACUAGAAACUUGGGCGGAAGUCGUGCGUGAAUCGAUCACUGCACCGUGUCUGCUAAAAAGCUAGCGGUUGAGAGACUAUUAAAAUGCUUUCAUCAACUUCUUCUUAUCAUUGCAAUUAUAUGUAUAAAGCUUAUAUUUCAUUACUAGAUAUCGGAAUCGUCCCGAAGUUUCAAAAAGUAGUUUAAGUAAGCACAGUGCUAAUAUUAUAUGUUUAUGAUGUACGUAAGAAACGUAAGAAAAGAUAAACGUGUUUAUGCUGCACAUCGUUCGAUAAUGUAUCAUAGAAAAUCACGCGAUUUAUCUUAGAGAUUAUUUAUAUUUUUUUUAUAAGUGUGUGCUUACUUACACUACCGGGUUAAUUUUC